This is a messenger RNA of Silurus meridionalis, 4161 nucleotides long. It is a transcript of the gene znf526, whose product is annotated as zinc finger protein 526. Lineage: Eukaryota; Metazoa; Chordata; Actinopteri; Siluriformes; Siluridae. Gene Ontology annotation, molecular function: DNA-binding transcription factor activity, RNA polymerase II-specific; RNA polymerase II cis-regulatory region sequence-specific DNA binding. The coding region runs from base 378 to 3533 and encodes 1051 amino acids. The transcript has 9 exons. Gene Ontology annotation, biological process: regulation of DNA-templated transcription. The record is from RefSeq and is a predicted model, not a curated record.
CAACAUCCAAUCAGCGCCUUCGAAUAAACGCACGUGACCCGGAGGAGGCGGUUCAGCAUGCACACACUGCGAAGACAACGGCAAGAGAAAAAAAAAGAUACAAUCCGCAGUAAACGCGCUUCAGCUAGCCUCUAAGGGCCGUGCAGAUGCUGGACACACCACAGCAUGAGGGAGCGUCCGGGCGGUAACGCUGCACACGACCGAGAUGUCGCUGUGUACCCAUUACAGAUAUGAUGCUACUCUAAAAACCCCUCUAUGACUUCCUCAAAUACUUUGAGACGCAGGUUUCAGUUCCUUGUUUUAAUAGUUAAAGCAUCCCUGUCGCAAGAGUGACAUACAGACAAAGAGACAUUAGUAGAAAAACCCCUGCACUAAUCAUGAGCGAGCAGCAGGACGAGUAUGUGGAGCAUCAGUACAUGUGUAGUGAGUGCCAGCAGCUCUUUAAUACUCUGGAGGAGGUGCUGAUCCACCAACAGGUGCACACUGGGGCUGAAGUCGACGACCUGGUGGCCAUUUCCGGCCACGAGGACACCAGUCAGUACCAGUGUUUGGAAUGCGGCGCCCUUCUCCGGAACUCAGAGGAGCUGCUGCUCCAUCAGGAGCUGCACAUGAGGGAGGCGGGCCUGGAUGCGGAACAUGAGCUUUGCGAGGUGGCAGAAAUAGACGCGGCAGUUGCAGCGGUUCCGAUCCACUACCAGUGCCUGGAGUGCCUGGCACUCUUCGACACGGCGGAAUUAUGGAUGGCACACCGGCAAACUCACAAGAUCAGCACACACAGCGACAUGGCUGACACUGAUUACGUUCUACAGCCAGAUGGUUCGGUCACCCCUGUGGCCAAAGUGCAAAACCUGGUGCUGGAUGAACAGAGAGCUGGAGAGAUCCUAACGCUGGCCCAGGCUCUUCGAGAACAGCACUCUCUACCCAAGUCUACAGCUUCACCCAGAACUACCCUUCUUCCAAGCACCCAGUCUCUGUCUGGCUCCACCUCUGCUAUGCUCCGCCUCCAGUUCUGCUCUGCCCAAGCCAUUGCAGAUGGCUCGGCUUCAACGACCAUUCGCAAAGCCAAACUCCUCCCUCCACUCCUCCCAUCCGAGCCAAUCAGGCUUGAGAACGGCAUUACUACGCUCAACCUUCUCCCCACCGUUGAGCAUGCAGACUUGGGGAAGCAUGCAGAGGAAGAGGUGUUAAUCAUUCACCCGUACGAGUGCUCAGAAUGCAACCUGCUGUUCAGUACUCCAGAAGAUUUCCUUCACCACCAGGGCGAACACUUUCUGGCUCAGGACAAAGAGAGCGGGGGCACUGGGGUCAUGCUGGGCUAUGAGGAUGGUUCAAGAGUGAGGGAUGACGAUGGAAGGAAAGGUGACAUGAGAGAAGACGGGAGUAAAGCAGAGCUGGGGAAGGGACAGGGAGGAAGGCGCUCGUAUACUGCUCGGUUAGCAGGGCUUGGGGUGAAUUCGUCCGUUUCGUCCGCCAACCUGCAGUGUGACGAGUGCAAGAGAACUUUCACCACAGCCAAUCGCCUGGCAGCACAUCUCCGAGUGCAUGAGCAGGGAACACAUGAAUGCCCUGAAUGCGACAAGGUGUUCAAAAAGGUGGGAUCGCUGCACACACACAUGCGGACACACUCCGGGGAGGCCCGCUUUCUGUGUGUGGACUGUGGGCACAGCUUUACUACAGAAAUGACCCUCAUCAUACACAGGAAGUCCCAUACAUCUGAGCCUCUCCACAGGUGCCCUUUCUGUGCCAAAACCUUUACCAAUAUGACCAAGUUUCUUUACCACCGCCGCACUCAUACUAACCGUGAACCAGUCAGCUCUCCUUCCACAGUCACGCUGACUCAGCAGAUGCCUUUGUCAAUUAUGCAGAGAGCACGAGAGCGAGAAGCUGGGUGGAGAAAACAAAAACAGGCCACACUCACGGCCCCUGAAAGUACCGAAACGGACACGGGUGAGAACAUCCUGGAGGCGGCAGCUUCUCUCUCUCAGGCUGCUGUACCAGCAGAAAAUGGGAUGGAUACGACGGGUCCUGUGCCAGAAGAGGCAAAAAAGCAACCAGCAAAUCCAGACAGCAGUCUAAGUACGGACAUUAUGGAGGAUUCGGAGAAAUGGCAGGCUCCCAUUACAGAAGACGAUUUCAAGUUCCCUUGCUCUACCUGCAGUAAAACCUUUACUUCACAAAUCCGUUUGUUAAGUCACCGGCGAACGGCACACUCCAGCGAGCGCCGCUUCAAGUGCAACAUCUGCGGAAAGCCUUUCAAAAAGCAGAUCCAUCUUCGGAACCACCUGCGCACGCACACUGGCGAGCGUCCGUUUCAGUGCAGUGUGUGCGGCAAGACCUUCUCUUCGCUGGCCAACCUCAGUCGGCAUGGCCUGACUCACACCGGGGUGCGUCCGUACCGCUGUGACGUCUGCCACAGGGCGUUCACACAGUCCUCGAACCUACGCCAACACCGGCUCCUUCACAGUAACCCCACACCCUCGGCUUGCCCAGACUGCUCAGCCACGUUCAUCCGGACUGCAAAACUUUUAGCACAUAGAUUCCUUCACCACCCAGGAGCACCAGCGCCUUACCCCUGCCCGCAUUGCUCGGAAGGGUUCUUGCGCAAGAAGCAAAGGGAUUUGCACUGCCUGGAAGAACACCCCAACCUGACACACGUUUUUACAGAUGCUACUAAUGAAUCCGGGUUUACAGGUCAAAAAGCAUCGACUGAGGGUGUAGAGCAGGCUGCUCCUCCAGUCCCGAAGCUGAACUUGGACUGCACUAUUUGUGGGAAGCGCCUGAACUCGGCUGCUAACCUGCGCCUCCAUCAGUUGAGCCACGGACUCGGACUCGGACCCGGUCGCCCGCGGGGCUCCAGCUCAGCCUCCGGGAAAUCGCAUCCAUGCCCAGUGUGUGGAAAGUCGUUUGUUUCAGCUUCAAGCGUCACGUUGCACCAGCGCGUUCACACUGGCGAGAGGCCGUACCCUUGUGCUGUCUGCGGGAAGCGCUUCAGGCAGAACACCCACCUGCGCGAGCAUCUACGCACACACUCGGGUGAGCGGCCGUUUCGCUGCGAGUUCUGCAACAAGGGUUUUGUGCAGAGUAUGCAUCUGGUCGAGCACCGACGCACACACACCGGCGAAAGGCCGCACACGUGUGCAGAAUGUGGAAAGACCUUCAAGACCAUCUCAAACCUUAGGAACCAUCGCAAGACCCACACCAAGGCCCAACAAGAAACCGAGCAAGGCGGCGUAGUCAAACUGGAGGCCGCCACGGAGAGCAACCUUGCGACACUUGCUGUGGUUAACACUUCAGACGUGAACCUUUGCCAACAGAGUUUCCAGCUGGGGCAGCCACAACUCAUUCAGAUUCAGACGUCUGAUCUCGAGCAGACUCAAGGCACUCCAACCAUCAUGUGUAAUGAAUUUGGGGAAGCGAUAGCAAUCAUCGAGACGAGCGGCGACCUGGCAGAGGCUAUAGAGCUUUAUCAUACAGCGCUAGAAGGUGGCAUCAACAUGGACACCAUCACUCUGGACAACCUGCAGCUUAUGUGAUUUAGCAAAAGCAGUUAAUCUGGGACCAUAUCGUGGGCCACUUAAGACUGAGGACAGAAAGGGAAAAGAGAAUUGAUUUGAUCGACAAGCUAAUAGUAAGGAAACUGCCUCACUCUGGCAAUUAGCAUUGAUCUUAAAGGCUACACAGAUCACCUAGAGUGAUUAAAUGACAACGUUUCAGGAAGUGACGAACCAAAUUCGUGAUGGGCUUGUGAUUAACAACGCCGAUCAUCCUCAAAUCCGAGAGACUGAAGAUAAGUGGGAUUGCAGGAAACAGUGUUAUGUCACCACAUAAAAACAAAUACAGCGGCAGGAGAGUUGCAGACUGUGGACGGUAUGAUCCUUGAAAGGACCUUUUAGUUUAUAAGCAUAGAUGUGAUCAGGAAGCCUCAAUCACAAGGGAAUACGUCUUAACAGAUACAAAAGCUCUUAUCUCAGGCACAGUGAUGAGAUCAUAUAUAAUUUGGACAGAUGAGAAGUGCUUGUUCUGCUUAACCUGAUUUUACAGUUUCACCUCUCCCGGCUCUUACGUGUCUGUUGAAUGUGUUCUUAGAAUUUUUUUUGUUUGUUUUUUUUACUGUACAUGUCAAAGAUUGUUGUAAAUAAAAAAUUUACAGUUUGUCUCUUG